AUGAACUCUCACAGCUUCGACUCAGAAACCUCUCCUCAAUCUUCGUUCUCUGAAUACAGUCAGCGUCACACUGUUCUUUUUAACACAUCUCCCAAUUACCUCAGAUCCAUUCAAAAACCUCACCAGCCAAUGACCAAUUUUUCGCCGCACACCUCAUCAAGCUUGAUUGGAGGGGAGGCUCGUUUUGCUAUGGAUACUCACCUUGAUGUAAACUACUCUUUAUUUGAGUCCGAAGGUGACUCUGACCUCGCCCUGGAGGCAGCUAAGGCGAAACGGAAAGUAUGUGAGGCGGAGAAACAUCUUGCCGAUUGUAUUCUGGAACAUCAAUCUAUACUUCUCGACCUGUGGCGCUGUCGUGCGGAGGUAGCAAACUGCCAUUUAUUGAAUGCGGAUCUCAAUGUUGGACACAUGCACAUGGAGCGCAAGAAGAGUGGUAUUGCAGCAUUCGCUCGCUCAGACUCAGGUUUAAUGAUCUCAGCGCUGGUCGCAGCUGCGUCGGAGCGCAAGCUCAUCUCCAAUGCCACCAUUGUUGACGACGCGCUGCUUCCAGACUCUGCUGCCCUCCUCCUUCCAACGAUCACAGACACCUUUGCAUCAUCCUCAAACAACGAGUCCAAUUCGGGCGCAGCCACUGCCAUCCCUGCUCCUCAGCAAAGUUCCAUUAGUGUUGGUGGCGCAUUCGCCCUGGUAAUUGCGUUGAUCUUCAUCAGUCUCGUAAUUACCUACCCCUGGUGGAGGCCAAAAAUCCCGCUCAACUCAUUCUGUGGCUGGUGUCCUUGCUUUAUUCCAACCCACACCAAGCAUUGCAAUGCCAGCAUCGUGAACUGCCACUCCACCACCAUCACAAUGACUCCUGUCCUCAGCCAUGCAGCCACCAGGGGCAUCACUGCUGCCACAGACUCCUCAACUGAUCAUGGUUUGUUCUGCAGUGUUGAUGCACGCAUGUUUGAGCGGAGAGCUCAGCUCUCUGUCUUGUCCGAUGCUGGAACACCGCAGCUGUCUGCUGAGGCCCACACCACUGAUCCGGGAGCAAGUGCAAUCCGGGCCUCGAUCAACACGGACCAGCAGUCACUCCCUUUCCCACUUCGCUUCAAACCAGAUGGCGAGCCGGAGAUCCACUACCUUUCUGUCUACACUAUGAACGCACCAAGGCCGUUCUUCUUGAGCGUCUUGAAGGCUUCAGCCGCGACUGAAAUGCAUGGGAUAGUCACCUCGUCUUCAAGCCUCAAGUCUGGAGCCCGCAAAGCUCACAAAGGUCCACGGACAGGUUUGGCAAGCAAGACCAAGGCACGUCGUGUAAAGCAAUCAACUCAGUGUCGCACUGAGUUACUCAGUGAAGCAACCUCUGACAUCACCACAGUCACCCCCUCCAAAGACACCUGCACAACAGCCGAAGUUGCAGCGGCUGUUGCCUUGGGCCAAUGCCAUCAUCAUGCAUUCCCAUAUGCACUGACAGAUGGACAGCUUGCACCUGGCUGUGAGCACCCUUCCCUGCUCUCACAUUGGCAACUCCACUCCUAUGCAAUCAUCCAGAGUGGUGGGUACAAGGGCUGGUCGACAUUGUCCAAGGCCCCUCCAGCCAAGCACAAGGAACCUGCGCUGGCCACUGAGCUGAGCACCAAGAGGAUGCGGCUUCUCAAGCUUGAGAAUGGCACAAUGCUGCAAGUGGCUGACAGCGAAAUCACGGACCCGCCUGCCAUCAGCUUUGUCAAAAACAUUGCGGCCAAUGGGAUGUGGGACGAUCACACGGAGCACUGGCAGGGCAUGUCUGUCAUCAACAUCCAGGGCCACCCAAUUGCAAUUGAUUUCUCCAUAGCUGACCUCAACUAUCCUGAUUCGUCUCCUGCUUCUGUUCCACAGGACAUUGUUGAGCUGUACCGACAAGGCACCCCAGAGCAAUUCUGGGCCAAGUUCAGUGGUGCCAAUGGCGAGCCCUUGAAGUUCACUGCCAUCGUUCACAAGCUCCAUGAAGAGCACAAGGAUGCAAACUUUGCCCUCAUGGGGCUCAUGUCCAUGCAUUCCCAAAUCAUGCAGGACAUCGCGAAGAAAUACAAGGAACUAAUGGCUAGCAACCUGAAGGAGUGCAACCUAUGGACGUGUUUUGUGGCAGAAGUCCAAAAAUUGGAAAAUCGAAUGGUGCACCGGGCCUUCCAGUACUUGAACUCGAACCACUUCAGAACCACUCACAACUUGAAGGUGCCUACCAUCAUACUAGCUGCCAUGUCGACACCAUUCAACAAAUACACCAGAGAGAUGAGCAGCAGCAGUCCUGAGAACUUGGAUGUUGACUUGGACAUUCACACUGUUGACAUCCUCCAUUUUGCCUGUCUCGGCUUUGCAGCAUCCAUCAAACUACUCUCAGAGCAAUAUGGGUUUACUGAAGGUGGUCAUCCAGAAGAUGUAUCGGAGGAGUGGGUGGUAACUGAGAUUUUGAAAAGACACGAGGGUGAUGAUGAUGAAGACUCGGAGAAUGAGGGUGACGACCCAAAGGAGGGCAAGGAUGUGAAAGGAGACCUGGAUGGUGUCAAAGAAGAGGAGGAUUAA
Messenger RNA from Suillus subalutaceus, 2544 nucleotides. RefSeq lists its product as uncharacterized. Bases 1 to 2544 code for a protein of 847 amino acids. The record is from RefSeq and is a predicted model, not a curated record. The transcript has 16 exons. NCBI's taxonomy places the organism in Eukaryota, Fungi, Basidiomycota, Agaricomycetes, Boletales, Suillaceae.